Molecule: messenger RNA, 1070 nt
Organism: Vicia villosa (hairy vetch)
Lineage: Eukaryota; Viridiplantae; Streptophyta; Magnoliopsida; Fabales; Fabaceae
Exons: 3
Coding region: 291-1070 (259 amino acids)
Source: RefSeq, a predicted model, not a curated record
GUUAGGAGUUCCUAAAUAGUUUAUUCAGUAAAUUCCUAAAUUGUUGAAUCUGGCUUAUUAGUAAAUUUCUUUCUCAAAUUACUGGUAUUAUGAUGAAUUUUGCAGUAUAGAAACUAACUUUAAUAUGUUCAAUUUAGAUUGGGGUUUUUUUGAUAUUGUGUUAGUAGUGGUGUAUUUAACUGCAUCGUGUGUGUUUAAUUUUACAGUUACUUUGAAUCCUCUGGUUUCUACUUGUAUACAACGCCGAUUCAAACCUACCCGUCUCCCACAUCAAGUCUAACUCAGGUUCAAUGGCUCCGGAUAGAGAUGCUCCACCUGAAAACUCACAAGAAAACUCACAAGAAAGAGAUGCUCAAGAAAGAGAUGCCACGGAUACAAAUGCUCCACCUGAUACUGAAGCAAAAGAAGUUGCACGAGGCAUCACCAUUAUGAAGGGAAUCAUUCGACAUAGAGACCAAGGAUUAGUAUACCAUUUGGAUUGGAAUUCUGAUAAACAAGCAAUUGGUCCUAAUUCUGCAAAGUUGACAAGCUAUAUUGGUACACUUGUUCGUAUGCAUAUUCCGGUCUCCAUAGCUAAAUGGAAUCUUAAAAGCGAAGAGUUGGAUGCAAAAAAAAAAGCGAUUUGGGACGAGCUUCAGAGGACUUUUGAGAUACCAGAUGAUCGUAGACGCUACAUACUUAGUUUGGCCGGCAAAAGAUAUAGAGGGUGGAAAGCUUUUUUGACAAACACCUAUCUUAAGGAUAAAGAUGGAAACUUUCUUGAAGAGGCACCGGGACGGCCAAAAAAGUAUGAGAUCUUCAUUGAUGAAAAAGAUUGGGCUGAGUUUGUAAAGCAAAGAGAUGAAGAUUUUCGGAAAAGGAGUGCCACGAAUAGUGCGAGAGCAUCCAAACCCGCGUAUCCAUCCAAUACACAUGAUGCAAUCUUUUGGAUUUCUAGGUGGUGUGAUGCGGAGCGGAAAAAGGUUUCCGAAAACUUGUAUCGCGCCAAGUCAAUGCACACCUUAUCAUAUGCACAUGCGAUAAGAUGCUUCAUUUUCGGGAAUCUCAUCCAUUUUGACAUCGGUGCGUGA